Molecule: messenger RNA, 4659 nt
Organism: Sciurus carolinensis (gray squirrel)
Lineage: Eukaryota; Metazoa; Chordata; Mammalia; Rodentia; Sciuridae
Gene: Slc4a9
Product: solute carrier family 4 member 9
Exons: 22
Coding region: 12-2831 (939 amino acids)
Biological process (GO): bicarbonate transport; monoatomic anion transport; regulation of intracellular pH
Cellular component (GO): basolateral plasma membrane; plasma membrane
Molecular function (GO): solute:inorganic anion antiporter activity; sodium:bicarbonate symporter activity; monoatomic anion transmembrane transporter activity
Source: RefSeq, a predicted model, not a curated record
UCCUCACUAAGAUGAAACUGCCAGACCAGGAGGAGUCUGAAAGCUCCAAUGCCCAUGAAAAUGUUCCUGUAGAAGAGUUGGACAGCAGCCGUGGCCCUAGCACCAGCCCUGAUGGCCCCUCAGACACAGACAGCAGGGAAUUGGGGAUAUGCAAGGACCCUCUGCUCUUCAUUCAGCUGAAUGAGCUACUGGGCUGGCCCCAGGCAUUGGAGUGGAGAGAAACAGGCAGGUGGGUGCUGUUUGAGGAGAAACUGGAGGUAGGAGCAGGCCGGUGGAGUGCUCCCCACGUGCCCACCCUGGCACUGCCCAGCCUCCAGCAGCUCCGAAGCCUGCUGUCCCAGGGCCUUGUACUGCUGAAUUGUCCAGCUCAGAGUCUCCUGGAACUCGUGGAGCAGGUGAUCCAGGUGGAAUCACUGAGCCCAGAGCUGAGAGGGCAGCUACAGGCCUUAUUGUUGCAGAGACCCCGACAUCACAUCCAGACCAGAGGCACCAGGCCUUGUUGGGGAUCUACCCAUCCAAGAAAGGCUUCUCAUGAUGAGAAUGUUCCCCUGAAGGAACAGUGUCAAAACUCCCUGAUACAGAAGCUGCCACCAAGGGCUGAGGCAGCAGCUGUGCUGGCAGGAGAACUGGGCUUCCUGGCACAGCCAUUGGGGGCCUUUGUGCGACUACGGGAGCCUGUGGUGCUGGGGCCACUUACUGAGGUGCCCAUCCCCAGCAGGUUUUUCUGCCUCCUCCUGGGCCCCCCCACACAUGGAAGGGGUUACCAUGAAAUGGGUAGGGCAGCGGCUGUCCUACUCAGUGACCCGCAAUUCCAGUGGUCAGUUCGCCGGGCCAGCAACCUUCAGGACCUUCUGGCGGCCCUGGAUGCUUUCCUAGAAAGAGUGACUGUGCUUCCCCCAGGUCGGUGGGACUCAACAGCCCGGAUCCCCCCGCCCAAAUGCCUGCCCUUUCAGCACAAAAGGGCCCACACAGAGGACAGGCACAGCCAUGAAUCACAUGAGCCUAGCCCAGAGUUGCAGCGGACCGGCAGGCUGUUUGGGGGCCUUGCCCAGGACGUGCGACGGAAGGCUCUGUGGUACCCAAGCGAUUUCUUGGACGGUCUGCACCCCCAGUGUUUCUCAGCUGUGCUCUACAUUUACCUGGCCACCGUCACUAAUGCCAUUACUUUUGGGGGUCUGCUGGGAGAUGCCACUGAGGGUGCUCAGGGAGUGCUGGAAAGUUUCCUGGGUACAGCCGUGGCUGGAGCUGCCUUCUGCUUAAUGGCAGGCCAGCCUCUCACCAUCCUCAGCAGCACAGGGCCAGUACUGGUCUUUGAGCGCCUGCUCUUCUCUUUCAGCAGAGAUUACAGCCUGGACUACCUGCCCUUCCGCCUGUGGGUAGGCAUCUGGGUGGCCACCUUUUGCCUGGUGCUGGUGGCCACAGAGGCCAGUGUGUUGGUGCGCUACUUCACCCGUUUCACCGAGGAAGGUUUCUGUGCCCUCAUCAGCCUCAUCUUCAUCUAUGAUGCCCUGGGCAAAAUGCUGAACCUGACCCGAACCUAUCCCAUCCAAAGGCCUGGGUCCCCUGCUUAUGGCUGCUUCUGCCAAUACCCAGUCCCAGGAGGAAAUGAAUCUCAAUGGACAAGAACAAAGCCAAAAGACAGAGAUGACCUGUUAAGCAUGGACCUAGGCCUGGUCAAUGCAUCCUUGCUGUCUCCACCUGAAUGUACCCAGCAAGGAGGCCACCCUCGUGGCCCUGGUUGUCAUACAGUCCCAGACAUUGCCUUCGUCUCCAUUCUCCUCUUUCUCACCUCCUUCCUCUUUGCCAUGGCCCUCAAGCAUGUAAGGACCAGUCGCUUCUUCCCCUCCAUGGUGCGCAAGGUGCUUAGUGACUUCUCCUCAGUCCUGGCCAUCUUGCUGGGCUGUGGCCUUGAUGCCUUCCUGGGCCUAGCCACACCGAAGCUCAUGGUGCCCAGAGAGUUCAAGCCCACGCUCCCUGGGCGUGGCUGGCUUGUGUCGCCUUUUGGAGCCAACCCCUGGUGGUUGACUGUGGCAGCCGCCCUGCCUGCCCUGCUGCUGUCUAUCCUCAUCUUCAUGGACCAACAGAUCACAGCAGUCAUCCUCAAUCGCAAGGAAUAUAGACUUCGGAAGGGAGCUGGCUUCCACCUGGACCUCUUCUGUGUGGCUGUGCUGAUGCUGCUCACAUCAGUGCUUGGGUUGCCCUGGUAUGUCUCAGCUACUGUCAUCUCCCUGGCCCACAUGGACAGUCUUCGGAGAGAGAGCAGAGACUGUGCCCCUGGGGAGGCCCCCAGCUUCCUGGGCAUCAGAGAACAGAGGUUGACGGGCCUGGUGGUAUUCAUCCUUACAGGUGUCUCCAUCUUCCUGGCACCUGUGCUCAAGUUCAUCCCAAUGCCUGUACUCUAUGGCAUCUUCCUGUACAUGGGGGUGGCAGCACUUAGCAGCAUUCAGUUCAUGAAGAGAGUGAAGCUCUUGUUGAUGCCAGCAAAACAUCAGCCAGACCUGCUGCUCUUGCGGCAUGUACCUCUGAGCAGAGUCCACUUCUUCACAGCUAUCCAGCUUGCCUGCCUAGGUCUGCUUUGGAUAAUCAAAUCUACUCCUGCAGCCAUCAUCUUCCCCCUCAUGUUGUUGGGCCUGGUAGGAGUCCGAAAGGCACUGGAAUGGGUCUUCUCACCACAGGAACUCCUCUGGCUGGAUGAGCUCAUGCCAGAGGAGGAGAGGAGCAUUCCUGAGAAGGGGCUGGAGCCAGAGCACCCAUUCAGUGGACAUGCCAGUGAAGAUUCAGAGCUGAUGUAUCAGCCAAAGUUUCCAGAAAUCAACAUCUCUGUGAAUUAGCUGGAGUAGGAGCUUGGGAGUGGAGAUCUCAGGAAACUAAGGAUGAGGUGCUAAAUUCUACCCAAGGACUGUCCAAGGAUUCACUGAUCAUUCAUCCUUGCAUUCAUUCAGCAAAUAUGUGUUAAAUACCUAUUAUACAGCCAAGCGUGGUGGCCCACACUUGUAAUCCCCGCAGCUCAUGAGGCUAAGGCAGGCUGAUUGUGAGUUCAAAGCCAUCCUCAGCAACUCAGCAAGACCCUAUCUCUAAAAAAUAUAUAAAAAAGGGCUGAGGAUGUCGGUCAGUGGUUAAGCCCCGUGGGGUUCAAUCCUGGGUACCAAACAAACAAACAAAAAAUAAAACAAAAACAAAAACCAAUUAAAAAAAAACAAAACAACAACAACAACAACAAAACUCUAUUAUAUGUCAGGCAGUGUUUUAUGUGUAGGAUUUCAAUGGCAAAUAAGACAAGAUGUUUACUCUCCUAGAGUUUCCAUUCUAGUAGGGAAUACAAAAUAAAUAACAAUAUAUACACAAGAUAAUAUUGGACAGUGAUGAAUGUAGUACUCCAGGUUAAUGUGAUAGUGAGGAAGGCCUUGGUGGUGGCUAUUUUAAUAUAGGGAAUGAUAAGGGCCUCUUUGAGAAAAUAACAUUUGAGCAGAGACCUGAAUGACAAAAAUGAGUCAGACUUGGUAAUAGGGGAGAGGAUGUGGAGGGGAAGCAUUCAUGGGCAAAGGAAUAUGUCUUUCAAAGUCUUUAAGUCAGUGAGAAUUUUAGAAUGUUUAAGAAACUGAAUGAGGGCCUGGGUUGUGGCUUAGUGGUAGAGUACUUCCCUAGCACGUAUGAGGUACUGGGUUUGAUUCUCAGCACUGCAUAAAAAUAAAUGAAUAAAAAUAAAUGUCUAUCAAUAUUCAAAAAAUAUUUUUAAAAAACUGAAUGAAGGCUCAUGGAGCUAGAGUAGAGUGAGGGAGAGAAUACUGCAAGAUGAUGUUAGAAAGGGUGAGGAUUAGGGUUGUAGGCUAGUAUAAUGAAUACCUUAGAAAAGCAAUGUGGGCGAGGUCUUGUCACUUGGGGUAAAAAUAGUAGGGCCCAACCCAGAGUAGCCAAAACAAGCUUGAAAAUAAAAAUCCAAGUUGGAGAACUUGUCAUUUAUGAUUUUAAAACUUUCUACAAAGCUAUAAUAAUCAAGACAGUGUGUGGUAGUAGCAUAAGGCAGACAUAUAGAUUAACAGGACAGAAUUGACAGUCUGGAAACAAACCCUCAGGAUUACGAUCAAUUAAUUUUUCACAUGGUUGCCCAGAUAAUUUAAUGGUGAAAAGAUAAUCUUUUCAAUACAUGACACUGGGAAAACUGGAUACCCACAUGCAAAAAAAUGAAGUUGAACCCCUACUUCACACCAUAUGCAAAAACUAACUCAGAAUGGAUCAAUGACCUUAAUGUAAGAACUAAAACACACUUUUUAAAAAAAAAUUUGUACCAGGAAUUGAACCCAUGGGCGCUCUAUCAUUGAGACACAUUCCCAGUCCUUUUUAUUUUUGAGACAGGGUUUCCCUUAGCUUUCCAAGCUGACCUUGAAUUUGCAAUCCUCCUGUCUCAGCCUUAUGAGUAGCUAGGAUUACAGGCAUGUGGCACACCACCUGGCUAAAACACUCUCUUAGAAGAAAACAUAGGCAUAAAUCUUUAAGACCUUGGAUUUAGCAGUGGUUUCUUAGAUAUGAUGACAAAAGUACAAGCAACAAAAUAAAAAAAUUAAUCAAACUUAAUAAAAAUUAAAAACUUCUCUGCUGCAAAUGACACUCAAGAACGUGAAAAAACACUGGUCAUGGUGGCACAUGUCGGUAAUCUCAGCG